This is a messenger RNA of Effrenium voratum, 681 nucleotides long. Lineage: Eukaryota; Dinophyceae; Suessiales; Symbiodiniaceae. The record is from the annotation of a GenBank genome assembly.
AUGCCAAGCUGCGGUUGGGAGAAGGGCUGCGCCGCGGAAGGGCGCCGUAGCCAGGCAUGGCGGGGUGGCCGCCAUAAUGGGCUGGUGGGGGAGGGUAGUGGUGUGGCGGUGGUGGCGGUGGCGCACUGUAGCCAGGACCAGGUGGCGGGGGGUAGUGGGGCGGCGGAUAUCCAUGGCCAUGGGGCGGAGGGCCGUAUUGUGGAGGAGGGCCGUAGCCUUGCGGCGGGUACUCCGCUGGUGGGUAAGCUGGGGGCGCGUAGCCAGGCGGUGGAUAUGAGGGUGGAGGUGCAUGAGCAGGAGGUGGUCCGUAAGGGUCCCUCGGAUCCCUAUGUGGUAGGGCGUAUGGGUCAGGGGGCGGGGGAGCAUACUGAGGAUACUGUGGCUCCGGAGGAUAGUGCGGAGGCGGCUGGCUAUAGCCGUGUGGCUGGCUAUAGCCGUGUGGCUGGCUGGGUGGAUAGCCAUGGGGCGGAGGGUAGCCCGGUCCAGGCGGGGGAGGAGCAUAGCCUUGGCCAGGUGGGGGAGGGGCAUAGCCUGGGCCAGGUGGCGGAGGAGCGUAGCCAGGGCCAGGCGGUGGAGGAGCGUAGCUGUGGCCGUACCUUGGCAAUCUACACGGGAACAACUGGCUGCCUAUGUGUGCAAAAUAAUGUCCUUCGAAAGCUGGGCGACCAUCCUGGCGCAUGA